AUGUGGUACAUUUUGUUAAUGAUUGUUGCUCUAACAAAACCAGCAGCCUCCAUAGUUUGCAAUAAAGAAACCAGCAAUGUGGAAAACGCUCUCAAACAACACUUGUUCUGCAAUGGAUACAAUCCAAAGAUACGGCCAGCUAAAAGUGAAUUCGAUAUGAUUAACAUAACUGUGCUUCCUGUUGUGUAUGAUUUUGAAGUGUACGUACACAGAAGCAUGAUGAGUCUAGUAAUGAAUUAUAGAUUGAUGUGGGAAGAUGCGUCAUUGCAAUGGAAUGCAUCCGACUGGUCAAACAUUACUUUGUUGCGUCCCAACUACGACGAAAUUUGGAUUCCAGAGUUUGAGCAUAUUAAUUCCGAUUACGAAGGAGACCCGUCACGGUCCUGCUCCAACCCGCACUGUGUGCUGACUCGAACGGGAAGAUUGAUAUGCGCGCCCAUUUGCAAAACAUCUGCCAAAUGUUCGCCAGACUAUACACGUUGGCCGUACACUACACUAACGUGUCACAUAUGGUUUGCAAAUCGCGAUAAAGAGCUCGUAGACGAAAUUAACUUUGUUUUUGAAAAAAAAUAUAUCGCUGCUAGUGAUGAUACUGAAUCAGCCAAGUGGUGUAUGAAAAUGUUUACAUCCAACCAAACAACACUGGACAUUCCGGGAGCUACCAAGCGCACUGUUUAUCUAUGGACAUUUGGUUUGCAGCAGACUCCUCAUGUUGAACUAGUUAUACUAUAUUUUCCCACUUUCGUUCUAGUUAUGCUGAAUAUGUUCAUCUGCUGGUUGCAUUCUACCGCGAGUGAGAAAAUGAAGACAACCUUGAUGUCUUUGGUAUGCCACUUCAUGCUGCUCGUGGAUAUGGUAAUUGUUUCCGCCAAUAUACCAAGCAUAGUGUUAUUCAUAAUGGAAUCGAUGGUAUUAACAACGCUAUUGUUUGUGAUCACACUUAUCCUGCGUUGGAUGCACGAUCUUCAUACAACUCCACCAAGAACUGUCAUACGAUGGACGAGAUCGCUGACAGGCAAUCGAAUGAUGGAAUGGUUUGUGCAGACAGAAUAUCUCAGCCUCGGAGACAAACCAACUGCCGUUACGAAUGAUACUGAGAUAAGGAACUGGCCAGCAAUUGUGAAAUUUGCCGAUCGUUGUGUAUUUGUAUUGUAUUUUUUUAUUUACUUGUGGCUUAUCUGCAUUCAUGUGCCCUUGCAGCAUGACAAAUACAAUUCAAGUGAUCCUGAUGGUCUUUGCUCGAAUUGA
Molecule: messenger RNA, 1248 nt
Organism: Anopheles moucheti
Lineage: Eukaryota; Metazoa; Arthropoda; Insecta; Diptera; Culicidae
Product: neuronal acetylcholine receptor subunit beta-3-like
Exons: 8
Coding region: 1-1248 (415 amino acids)
Biological process (GO): signal transduction; nervous system process; regulation of membrane potential
Cellular component (GO): synapse; neuron projection; membrane
Molecular function (GO): neurotransmitter receptor activity; extracellular ligand-gated monoatomic ion channel activity; transmembrane signaling receptor activity
Source: RefSeq, a predicted model, not a curated record